AUGACCAGUAAAGUAAUGGACCUGAUCUACUGGAAGGACACAGAACGUACAGGGAUGGUGUUGACCGGGUUGGUGGUGGGUCUGCUGUCCCUGUUUCAGCUCAGUAUCAUUACCGUGGUCUCCACAGUGUCUCUGGCCGUCAUGUGCUUCACCAUCUCAGUGCGGGCCUACUACAAAAUCCUACAUGCACUCAGCUGGGGAGAUGGUCUUCAUCCAUUUCAGUCAUAUCUGGACCUGGACAUUGGCCUGACUGGUGACCAGGCAGACCAGUACAUGCAGCGCGUCAUAGUCCUGGUCUGUUCUACCCUAGAUGCACUCAAACGCCUGGUGUUUGUGGCUAACCUGUUCAACUCUCUCAAGUUCCUGUUGCUGAUGUACCUGGUGACUUACGUUGGAGACCUGUGCAAUGGCCUUACCCUGCUGAUCAUUGGUGUGAUUGCUGUGUUCUCUGUCCCCCUGUUCUACAGACAGCACCAGGCUAAAGUGGAUGGCCUCUUCGACGCAGUACAUGCCCAUGUUGACAAUAUCAAAGACAUUCUGCACCGACUGGCCCAAGGAGGCGGACCUCCGGCUGACCCCACCCCUGGUGGAGCCAAACCCAAAACCCACUGA
This is a messenger RNA of Chanos chanos (milkfish), 612 nucleotides long. RefSeq names its product reticulon-2-like. Lineage: Eukaryota; Metazoa; Chordata; Actinopteri; Gonorynchiformes; Chanidae. Gene Ontology annotation, cellular component: neuron projection; endoplasmic reticulum membrane; postsynaptic density. Gene Ontology annotation, biological process: endoplasmic reticulum tubular network formation; neuron differentiation; brain development. The record is from RefSeq and is a predicted model, not a curated record. The transcript has 7 exons. Bases 1 to 612 code for a protein of 203 amino acids.